ACAUUUACUGGCACCGGGCCACAGCAACCAAGCCAGAGUUCGCUAGCACUCGUUGACCUUAGCCGUCCUCUUCCACGCAUGCCAUCCCGUCGCUCUGUGCGUAUUCUCUCCAGAUGGCUACUCUACGUCCCGAAUUCGUCGCCAGUCUCGUCCUUAUCGCAUCUCUCGUGGCCGUGUUUGGCUCGUCGCGAGCAAUAGCUUGGCUGGAGCGCAUCUGCUGGAUGAUCGCGCUCCUCGCGUGGAGCUGGGUGUGGGCGGCUUAUCAGAGGCGCACUGAGCUCCGAGCCGGCGUCAAGACGGGAUAUGAUCGCGAUGGCGAAGCAGAUAGUAGCUCGAGCACCUCACGCACGGAACUUAUUAGAGAGCUCGGGCAGCUGAGGCGAAGCGUGACGAUGCUCUGCGGGGACCUGGAGAGAACCCGAGGCGAGCUUCGGGAUGAGAUCGAUAAGCAUGCGCGCGCUGCAGAGAGGUGUAUCGCGCUGCAGCGGUCUGUGGACGUGUCCAAGGCGCAGCAGCAGGAUUACACUCAGACAAUCGAGCGGCAUCACGCGUUGUAUGAGGCGCUCGCGCGCAGGCAUAAGCGUGCGGAUCAGCUGGUACAUGAGCUGUUUGAAUGUAUCACUUAUCUCGAGGCUCAACUCGAGGAUCAGACUGGUUUCCCAUUGCACGAUCUCUUCACACCCCCGAGUCUAUGCAGCGACGGUUCUUCAAAGACGCUUCGGCACAUCCACGAACCGUACCUCCGCAUGCUUUCGAUGGCAACCGACCAGCCUCUGCAACGCGCUGUUCUCCCGAUGAAUCCUUCUGCUCGUUGCUGUGACUAUUUUGAAUGACCAAUGUACAAAACGCAAUGGAAGGUGUAGGCAGGCAGAUCCAGCGUACGUAGAAAGCAGACGCCGAAUGUGGCGUCUCCAGUGCCCCUCCGAGAAAGAACU
Messenger RNA from Coniophora puteana RWD-64-598 SS2, 935 nucleotides. RefSeq lists its product as uncharacterized. Lineage: Eukaryota; Fungi; Basidiomycota; Agaricomycetes; Boletales; Coniophoraceae. The coding region runs from base 114 to 833 and encodes 239 amino acids. The record is from RefSeq and is a predicted model, not a curated record. The transcript is spliced from 3 exons.